This is a messenger RNA of Lodderomyces margitis, 2601 nucleotides long. RefSeq names its product dynamin-related GTPase (gene DNM1). Gene Ontology annotation, cellular component: cytoplasm; membrane; microtubule. Lineage: Eukaryota; Fungi; Ascomycota; Pichiomycetes; Serinales; Debaryomycetaceae. Bases 1 to 2601 code for a protein of 866 amino acids. Gene Ontology annotation, molecular function: microtubule binding; GTP binding; GTPase activity. The transcript has a single exon. Gene Ontology annotation, biological process: peroxisome fission; mitochondrial fission. The record is from RefSeq and is a predicted model, not a curated record.
AUGUCAUUGCAGGAUCUUAUACCUGUGGUUAACAAGUUGCAAGAUAUUGUAACCACCACACAAUUGGCUGACAUCGACUUACCUAUUUUGGCAGUUGUUGGAUCUCAAUCUUGUGGUAAAUCUUCAGUACUUGAGAACAUUGUUGGUAAGGACUUUUUACCUAGAGGUACUGGUAUUGUUACACGCCGACCAUUGGUGUUACAGUUGAUCAAUAUCAAUGAAGAUGACCCAAUAGUUACAAAACACCAGCCACAGCACAAGAAGAAGAGAAGUAGCAGUAGAAACAACGUUUCUGGUGGUGAUGGUGAUGGUGAUGAUAAUGAUGAUGAUAGAUCUACGGAUCAAGAGGAAGAAGAGGUCAACUUGGAGGAACAUAUUAGGAAAAUGAAUGGUGGUAAAAAUAACAAAGGUGGUAAAAAGUCCAAUACACGCGUUGAAUGGGGUGAAUUCUUGCAUAUUCCCAAUAAACGAUUCUACAACUUUCAUGAUAUUAGGAGAGAGAUCGAAACUGAAACUUUGAGAAUUGCUGGAGAAAACAAAGGGAUCAGCAGAUUACCCAUCAAUUUGAAAAUUUACUCCCCCAAUGUAUUGAAUUUAACUUUGGUUGAUUUACCUGGAUUAACCAAGAUUCCCAUUGGAGAUCAACCCACUGAUAUUGAAAGACAAACAAGAAACUUGAUUUUAGAGUACAUUUCCAAACCAAAUUGUAUCAUUUUGGCAGUUUCCCCAGCUAAUGUCGAUUUGGUAAAUUCAGAAUCAUUGAAAUUGGCAAGACAAGUUGACCCCACGGGUAAAAGAACAGUGGGUAUUUUAACUAAAUUGGAUUUAAUGGACCAAGGAACAAAUGCAUUGGAUAUUUUAAAGGGAAAUGUUUAUCCUUUGAAAUUGGGAUUUAUUGGUAUUGUAAACCGUUCCCAACAAGAUAUUUCGGAGAACAAGUCAUUGGAUGAUUCAUUGUAUUCGGAAGAACAAUUUUUUGCCAAUCAUCCUGCUUAUAGGCUGAUGGCUAACAAGUGUGGUACCAAAUACCUAGCCCAAACAUUGAACAAAAUUUUAAUGAAUCAUAUUAGAGAUAGGUUGCCUGACAUCAAGGCCAAGUUGAAUACUCUUAUGGGUCAAACUGAACACGAAUUGGCUUCUUAUGGAGAUAUGCCAAAUAUUGGCGAUUCAAAGGAAGCAAGAGGAGCAAUGAUUCUUACUCUUAUGACUAAAUUUGCUAAUGGGUUUAUCAAUUCAAUUGAAGGUAAUUCGGUGAAUGAAAUUGAUACCAAGGAGUUGUGCGGAGGGGCUAGGAUCUACUACAUUUACAACGAGGUAUUUGGUUCAACGUUGGCAUCAAUUAAUCCUACUCAUAACUUAUCAAUCCAAGAUAUUCGUACCGCAAUUAGAAACUCAACUGGCCCAAGACCUGCAUUAUUUGUACCGGAAUUGGCAUUUGACUUGUUGGUGAAACCCCAGAUUAGCUUGUUGGAAAACCCAUCACAGCGGUGUGUUGAGUUAGUUUAUGAAGAAUUGAUGAAGAUUCUCCACAGUGUUUGCACGUCAAGUAUUGGGCCUGAGUUGAGUAGGUACCCACGUUUACAAAAUCGAUUGAUUGAAGUGGUUAGCGACUUGCUCAGGGAAAGACUUGGACCAACAAUCAAAUAUGUUGAGUCAUUGAUUGAAAUCCAUCGUGCUUAUAUCAAUACUAACCAUCCAAACUUCGUUGGUGCAGCAAAGGCCAUGAGUGAAGUUGUUGCCGAACGUCAAAAGCAAAAAGAGCAGGAGCUGAAUAGUAAGUUAAGAUUGGCUACUCAAAGAAUCUUAGGUAAAAAGAUGAAGAAUGAUGCAAUUGAAGAAGACAUUGAAGAUGGAGAAGAUGGGGAAGAUACUGAUGAGGCGGUGCAAAAAAUGAAAGACGAUUUGAAUUCAGUUGAUGAUAAAAUAGACGAGGUUCCUAAACACAAGAGAUCAUUCUCGAAUAGGUCUAAAGCUGAACAUUCCAACCACUCACAUUCACAUCAACAUAGCAACGAGUCAUACCUCAAUUAUUUCCUUGGAAAAGAUCCUGUUGUUCAUCAACAACAAUUACAAGCCCAAGCACAAUUACAUCCAACUCCGUUCAAAUUCCCCCACCCACAAGAAACGACAUUGCAGUUCAAUACUCAAUUUGUCAACAAUGGGGUUAUUCACAGUCCAACGCAACAAUAUCAACAGCCCCAAACAGUAACAUCACCAUCAAUCAACGGAAACAUGUCCCACGAUCUCAACAAAUUGUCACUUGAUGAAUCCAAUGAUGGAUCAUUUGAAGGUGAUAAUGCCAUUUUGGAAUUAACUGAACGCGAGCAGAUGGAAUGUGAAUUAAUUAGGCGUUUGAUUAUUUCCUAUUUCAGCAUUGUUCGUGAAAUGAUCCAGGACCAAGUACCUAAAUCGAUCAUGUGCUUAUUGGUGAAUCAUGUAAAACAACAGAUUCAAAAUCGAUUAGUGGUUAAACUAUAUAACGACAAGUUAUUUGAUGAAUUGUUACAGGAGGAUGAAGGCAUACAAGCUGAACGAGAAAAAUGUGUUGAGUUGCUAAAGACUUAUAAAGAAGCAUCAAGGAUUAUCAGCGAGGUGGUGUAA